Molecule: messenger RNA, 1983 nt
Organism: Fusarium poae
Lineage: Eukaryota; Fungi; Ascomycota; Sordariomycetes; Hypocreales; Nectriaceae
Exons: 3
Coding region: 1-1983 (660 amino acids)
Source: RefSeq, a predicted model, not a curated record
AUGUCUGAAACUCCCCCAGACCUCUAUCCCGGCCUUGGCUUGGACCUCCGACAUCACGAGCAGGAAGGAGACGAGAUAUAUCCCUUAGGAAUUCACUACAACUGUUGGGGGUCUGCAUCUGAAAUGCUUCUCGUACGAGAGGUCGCCAUGAUGAUUGUCAUGAACCAAUUGACCGAAAAGCCUGAUUGGCACAUCAAGGUCUUCAAUGACACUAUCUCCGAGAAAUGGAUCGAUGAGGCUCUUGCCAUCCCUGUCGAGUCUCUGUAUGAUGAUAUCGUCGAUACGAAGCGAUACGAACAAGAGAAGCUCAAAACUAUCCUCGACAGGAAGUGUCUUGAAUAUUGUAUCAAAGAGCUACGUGCAAAGGCCAAGUUCUUUGAAAAGACGGGUCUAGUGCCGACGCUGGACGCUACUGCGUCCGUGGUCAAGGCGGAUGGUUACAUUGAUCAGUCCCUGCAUCAAAGACUUCAAGCUGCUUUCGCCAAACUCAAGAUGGAGCAGAAGGAUGACCCAGACUGGCAUCCCAACACCAAUGACAUGGUUCAGAAUCUUGUCCAUCCGUCCCUCUACCCACUCGUCUAUGGCCGCUCGCGAGUCUUCCGCGAAGAGGUUGUUGGCGUAGAGGAUGCUAUUGACCGAUGGAGCGGCAAAGGAGAAGUCAUACCUAAGAAAGAUGAUUGGUCCGUUGAUAUGGACCGAUCCUAUUAUGAUACAGGUAUUGGGGGCGGCCGAGUUCAUGACUCGUACUGGUCCGAAAACUACCAGUGGCUACCGUCAAAUGUUAUCUUUCAGGACGAUUUAACCGCCAAGUUCACGAGCUACAUCAACGGCCUCCACCCUACCAAGCAUCCAGAAAUCUAUGCGGCUAUUGAGAAACUCAUUGACGGGGCAGUUUUGGCGUGGGACCUUUGCAUACCUUGUAAUCGUGGUGGUAAAAUGGACGGGGCUGGCAGAACAAAGCCUCGAUUUGGCAUGCCUGAGAAUCCUGACGACAACAAUGAAGCAAACUGGACUAUAUCGCUUAAAGAUAUCCCUUUGAGGAAGUUGGAAAAAGAAGAUGAUGGCAGUGAUUCUGACGAGUGGGACAUCGAGGACCAGCAGCGUGAAGACUGGGAGGAAGCAAGGGAGCCAAUUCAACCAGAGGCUCCAGAGUUCAAGGCUUGGGAUUAUGACACCAAACCCCACCGUUCUUUCAGAGAGUGUUUCCCAGACAUCCAAGUCAUUGUUAAAAUGGCAUCCAUCGAACUUACCCCUGAUAAACCCAGCUUUCCUGCCGGAGGAUGGCACGUCGAGGGCCAGAUGAACGAGCACAUCGUCGGCACGGCUCUUUACUACCUGGACUCAGAGAAUGUAACACCAAGCUCUCUGAAAUUCCGCAUGCAGACAAGUCCAUACCAAGACGAAUUCCAGGGCAGGGUUGGCCAAGGUGCUUUCAACUGGAUGGAGCAGGUAUAUGGUGCCCAGCUAAGCUAUGGAGAUUGUCUGCAACAGUACGGCAGUGUUGAGACUAAAGAGGGAAGGUUACUUGCGUUUCCCAACGUGUUCCACCACCGCGUCUCGCCUUUUGAGCUGCAGGAUAAAACGAAACCAGGUCAUCGCCGCUUUAUUGCGCUGUGGCUUGUCGACCCCCACACACGGAUUAUCAACACGGGCAAUGUGCCGCCUCAGCAACACAGUUGGUGGAUGGAGAAGGCUUUUGGAAACAUGGAUGAUGAGAACGUUGACAUACCUCAUCCGAUUGCGAAGAUGAUUUCCGAAGCUGCGCCUGACCAUUCAGGUAUACAAGCUGCUCUUGAGAAAGGCACGCCUCUGCCUGCAGAGCUGAUGACCAUGGUUCAAAAGGAGGCUGGCGGAUCUGCGAUGACUAUGACUUUGAAGGAGGCCAAGGAACAUAGGCUCAAGUUGAUGAAGGAAAGAAGUCAGUCUCAGGAAGAGACGGAGGAGAAAUGGUCUAGGGCACAUUACAGCUUCUGUGAACACUAG